AUGUCCACUACAACACCCUAUCCCUUCUACCAAAUCGACGUAUUUACCGAGAAGGGCUACCUCGGCAACCCAGUGGCUGUUGUCGUGGUUCUGGAUCCAUCUCUCCCGGUUCCUACGGACGAACAGAUGGCUCAGUAUGCCACAUGGACCAACCUCUCUGAGACCACCUUCCUGCUCCCUCCAACGGAUCCGACCAAGGCGGACUACCGCGUGCGUAUCUUUACUCCUAGCAUGGAGCUUCCGUUUGCAGGCCACCCAACUCUAGGCACAUGCCGCGCAUUCCUCGAGCACACCGGUGUGGUCACCAACGAACCUAAGAAGAUUGUGCAAGAGUGUGGCGUAGGAUUGGUCGAGCUUUCAGUCUCUCUGGAUGGGUCCAUUGCGUUCGUAGCGCCACCGCUUUCAAAGACUGGAACCGUCGAAGAGGACAAGAUCCAGAUUGCCUGCGACGCCAUGGGCAUUGAUCGCAAAGAGGUUUUAGACACGCAGUGGAUCGUCAAUGGCCCGCAUUGGUUCGCAUUGUUGGUCAAGGACGCCGAAACAGUGAUGAAGGCCAAGCGUACUCCGACAGAACAGUCCAAGGAGCUCGAGUUUGGUAUCCUUGGAGAGUACCCAGCUCAUCAACGCAAGAGCUCGCAGGAUCCACUCUUCGAGGUUCGAACCUUCCCACAUGCCGAUGGCGUGGACGAGGACCCUGUUACGGGUUCGUUCAAUGCUGGUAUGGCUCAAUGGCUCAUCGGAACAGGCAGAGCGCCGCUCAGCUACGUCGCUUCACAGGGCACAGCCAUGGGCCGAAAAGGAAGGGUCGUGGUCAAGCGCGAUGACACGGACGCGUCGUCUGAGGAGAUGAAGAGAAAGAUCUGGAUUGGCGGUCACCAGGUUAUCUGCAUCCGAGGCACUGUUCAGAUCUGA
This is a messenger RNA of Gamsiella multidivaricata, 912 nucleotides long. RefSeq names its product phenazine biosynthesis protein PhzF family. Gene Ontology annotation, biological process: biosynthetic process. The record is from RefSeq and is a predicted model, not a curated record. Gene Ontology annotation, molecular function: isomerase activity. Gene Ontology annotation, cellular component: cytoplasm. The transcript has 2 exons. The coding region runs from base 1 to 912 and encodes 303 amino acids. Lineage: Eukaryota; Fungi; Mortierellomycota; Mortierellomycetes; Mortierellales; Mortierellaceae.